CACAAUUGCAGGAAUAGAAGACUCGUUGGAUCUAUCGAAGUUUUGCUUAUUCUAACAAGUUUGCUCAAGCAUGGUCAGGAUGUGGCUGAUAGUUUGUUUAGUCUUUCUUGGUGUUUGUUUUGACGGAGUUCGUUCAUCUUUGCCUCCUCCAUCUAAGGCUAGUGUUGGUGCCUACUUCACCAUGAAAGGAGCAGAAUAUGUGAACCUCAUUCUAGUCAAUAAGACCAAAUCCACAAUGGAAGGUCAAAAGGUCCCCCCUGUAAGCAUAAGCAAGUCUAUAUGGUGGAAUACUAUCCGCCUGUCUCUUGCAAAUUCCAAGAUCAGAUCUGUGUCCUUGGGAACUUCUUCAAUCCAGUUUCAAAAAGGCUUCAUAAAGGUGGUAAUACACAUAGACUCAGCUGAGGUUGCUGGUGAAUAUAAUUAUAAUGGAGGCAUACUCGGCAGUGGAAGAGGAACGUACGUCGUUAAAUUGAAGAAUGUUUGGAUCACCAAAUAUCUCUCCGUAGGUGUUAGGGCUGAUGGAAAACCAAUUUUGAUAAAUGGAAAAUGUUCAAACUGGAUAGAAGACACAUCUCCAGAAUUUACAGGUGGAUCAAGUUUUAUCAUCAACCUGCUUGUUUCUCUGGUGAAAAGCUCCGUUAACAAUGACGUCAGGAAAAAGAUCUGUACCUCGAUCAAUGAAGCUAUCCAAAAGAGAGAGAAAAUGUUAACAACGUUAUAUCCAGAAAGAUACAACGUCAGUCGUGUCCAGUGCGCACAAAUCAGAAUUCCAAUUUUGCAGCAGCCUUUGAUUCUUACAAGCUACAUUAAGGUCUUGGUGGAGGGAGGUAUUAACUCAAGUUGUUACCAACUCAAUAAUUCUUCCCGAGGAAGAGGAGUUCAUCAAAUCAAGUACAUCCCAAAUCCAUCCAAGAUGAUAAGUGCCGUGCUGUCUGAUCGAAUCAUCAACUCCAUGGCUGAUUUGUAUUACAAGGCUGGGCUCAUGAAGCUGGUUGAAAUCCAGUCUAAAGAUUUGUUAGAUCCACUACGAGUUGCUCUUCACGUGACCAGCCCACCACGGAUCAACACAACAGACAACAGUUCACUCGCUGUCUUCAAGAUGCAGGCAAAUUUGACUACCACGUCUGCAGUCGAUGAAACUUCUCAAACAUUCUUAGUGCCAGUGGAAAUGACUUGUGAUUUCUAUCUGGAGAAAGAAGAAAAGGAUAUCUCAGGAAAAGUAAAGAACCUCAGGUUCCAACUGUUCUUUACCAAAGAUAUUCCAGAGGAAAUCAAGUCCCUUGUUUUACCAGUUUUAAAAACCCACAACAGUCAAAUUACCAACAAUGUCAACGGAUUUUUCAACAAAUUGGUACCUCUUCCAAUGAUAUAUUACAUACACUUCACCAACAAGCAAUUUAUACGUAAAGAGGGUUACACGGUCUUCGAGUCAGAUGUUACAAUGUAAACAAGUGCGCCCACAGUGCUUCGAAAUUCAUCAAUUCAUUUUAUUUUCAUUUUGCUCUGAUUGGUCUGUAUGAUUGGACUUUUUCCAGUUCGUAAAAUAUCACUUGUGAUUACAGUCUAAUUACUCGGGGUUAAAAUCAUUUCAGUGUCAAAAUAUUUACCAAGUAUAGAAUACACAACUAUGAUAAUACGAACACUUUGAAAUUAAUUCCACGGACCUUCACUGGAACACAUGCUUAUUCUACACAGAAUUUAGAUUUCGUACAUGACUGUAACACGGUAUGGUACACAGCACGAAUACGGCAUGGAAGUGGCGAUAUAUGAACCAAUAACAGAACACCAAAUCACUAUUAUCCUAUUAAAAGGCAUAUGUUUGGAAAGCGUCACGGUCAAGGAACACGUCCAUACCAUCCGACAGUAGUACGAAAUCUCCUCUAAUUGUAUCUUGGAUGCAGUUUAAAUUUCGUCUUACCCUACUCCCCUGCAUCAACUAGCGCGCGCGCGCUCUUUCCGUUUGUUGUUUAGAUCACCAAAAACGAGAUCAAAAUAACAAACGAAAGCGGCGCUUGUUGAUGCACGGAACUAGGAGGGGGAGGCAUCGUUUAUCACUGAGAGUGUCGAUAAAGACAAUAGCAGAUAUCAGAGUUACACUCUAUUCGCUUUUGGGCGCCAGUUUCUAUAAUAUUCAUCGAAUAGACUUAUCCCAAAUUCGCUUGACUGACCACAAAACAAUGGUUUGAAAUCGGGACUAAACUUGAUUCUUUUAUUCAUCAAGUUCAACCUCGACUUGAAACCAUUGUUUCGUGACCAGUCAAGCGAAUUCGGGAAAGGUCUAUUGACCAAUGCUUCGAAUUGAUUUGAAACAUUUGUUCGGAAGUAAUAGAGUGUAAUAUCAUCCCCUAUUUCAUCAUUCUGGUAUACAAAUAAGCACCUUGUUUACUGUAUAUAGCAUUUGAAAUUUAGYCAAACCAAAUUCUAAACUUUAACUGUAUCAGACAAAUGGGGACUUAUUAGGGCAACUGUAGCAUUUUGAGACAAAAAAAUUCCAUCCGUACCAUACUUCAACAAAUAUUAUAUCAUAUUUAUUCAUAUUUUUUGUAUUAUUAUGUGAGCAUGUUUUGGGGUAUACAUCAAUUUACUAUCGGGUUAAAAUGAUUUCAAAUAUGA
Molecule: messenger RNA, 2613 nt
Organism: Actinia tenebrosa (Australian red waratah sea anemone)
Lineage: Eukaryota; Metazoa; Cnidaria; Anthozoa; Actiniaria; Actiniidae
Molecular function (GO): lipid binding
Source: RefSeq, a predicted model, not a curated record